Messenger RNA from Fonsecaea monophora, 2475 nucleotides. RefSeq lists its product as hypothetical. The record is from RefSeq and is a predicted model, not a curated record. NCBI's taxonomy places the organism in Eukaryota, Fungi, Ascomycota, Eurotiomycetes, Chaetothyriales, Herpotrichiellaceae. Bases 1 to 2475 code for a protein of 824 amino acids. Gene Ontology annotation, molecular function: ubiquitin protein ligase binding. Gene Ontology annotation, biological process: ubiquitin-dependent protein catabolic process; protein ubiquitination; DNA damage response. Gene Ontology annotation, cellular component: Cul4-RING E3 ubiquitin ligase complex. The transcript has 2 exons.
AUGCAGUCCUCUGGGGCUCGCCACCCCAAAGAUGCUUUUGCCAGUAUGUACGAAUUCAACUCAACGAGGCUUAAGAAAGACCACCUCAACGAUUCAAGCCCUGUGCCGGAGAACGGCAGGACCAAACCAGCGUUUGCGAACCAGAGAGUCCCUUUCAACCCACAGACGGGCCCGAAGAAGCUUGUUGUAAAGAACCUACGGGCUGCCACGCGCUUGGAUACACGGGCGUACUUUGAAAAGACAUGGAAAGAGAAUGACAAAGCUCUCGAUGCCAUAUUCAAGAACGAGAAGGAUCCAUAUUCGUUAGAAGAACUAUACAAAGGUGCAGAACAUACGUGCCGGCACGGCCACAGUGCGGACCUCUAUGAGCAUCUGAGCACGAAGUGCGAGACCCAUCUCAAUGGCAAUGUCAGAGAUCGCAUCCGGCGCGAAGAGUCAAAUUCUUCAGACGUCGACGUCCUCAGAGCACUCGUCAAUGCCUGGCAGACUUGGCAGAAACAACUGCAGACCGUCCGGCAGAUCUUCUUCUACAUGGACCAGACAUAUUGCCUUCGUACUCCAGACAAGAUGAGUGUCUUACAAAUGGGCUUGAGCAAGUUCAGGUCUUCAGUGUUUUAUGACCCAUUUAUAAGGCAGAAGUCACUUCAAGGCAUCAUAGCUUUGAUCGAAUCCGAUAGGAGAGGAAACCUCAUUGAGACUGACGCCAGGCUCCUGCGCCAAGCGGUCGACACUUUCCAUCAGCUGAGCAUUUAUACCAGCGACCUUGAACCUACGCUUUGCGCCACUACGGAAGAAUAUUUCAAAGCAUGGAGAGAUACAGAGUCUAACAAGGACUCACUAGGUGAUUAUGUCAAUAACUGUACUGCUCUUCUGGCCCGAGAGAUGGCGAGGUGCGAUUCCUUAUCUCUGGACCGCAACACGAGAAUCCGAGUGUCACGCCUCUUUGAUACCAUCCUCGUGGAAGAGGAGCUCGAAACGCUUACCAAUGAGGACGGCAUCUUGGAUCUUCUCGAGGACGACAAAUCAGCAGAGCUAGAACGACUGUACACUUUGCUGCAGCGCAAAGGACACGGAGAAUUGAUUGCGCCGAGUUUUAGUAAGUAUGUUGAAACAGAAGGGUCUUUGAUUGUGUUUGAUGAGCAGAGGGAGUCCGAAAUGGUCAUUAGGCUGCUUGAUUUCAAGCGGCGGCUGGAUCAUUACCAUAAAUACUCCUUCCAUGGCAACGAGGCAUUGGGCAAUGCCCUUCACAAAGCCUUUGAGACAUUCAUCAACAAGACCAAAAAAUCCCAGUCAAAUUGGGACACGGAUAAUGCUAAGCCAGGAGAAAUGAUUGCGAAGCAUGUCGACCUUCUGCUCAAAGGCGGCGUCAAAGCCGUUCCCCGGCUUCAAACACACAAACAAGAUCCAUCCAAGCCUGAGGAAGAGCAUGAUUUCGAUGAUGGCGCUGCUGACGAGGACGCUGAAAUCAAUCAACACCUGUCUGACGCAUUAGACCUCUUCCGUUUCGUCCAUGGUAAAGCCGUCUUCGAAGCCUUCUAUAAAAAAGACUUAGCUCGCCGUCUACUCUUGGGUCGGAGCGCCUCGUUCGAUGCCGAACGGAAUAUGCUCACCCGCCUGAAAAAUGAGUGUGGUGCGGCAUUCACGCACAAUCUGGAGUCCAUGUUCAAGGACAUGGAUCUAGCUCGCGAAGAGAUGAUGUCUUAUAAUCAGCUCAUGGAUGACCGUGGCGGCAGGGCUCCGGGUCUGCCAGAUUUGCAUGUCAAUGUUCUUUCUGCAGCCGCCUGGCCAACUUACCCAGACGUGGCGGUGAACAUUCCUCCGCACAUUGCCAAAGUCAUGUCGGAUUUUGAGACGCACUACAAGGCCAAACACUCUGGUCGUAAACUGACCUGGAAACAUUCUUUGGCACACUGUCAGCUACGAGCCAAAUUCCCCAAGGGAAACAAGGAGCUCAUGGUGUCGGGAUUCCAGGCCGUCGUGCUUCUGCUUUUCAACGACAUCCCGGCAGACAAACACCUGACGUACAACGAGAUCAAAGCCGCCUCGGGCUUGGUCGAUGCCGAGCUGAAGAGAACGCUCCAGUCCCUGGCGUGCGCCAAGUAUCAAGUCCUCCGCAAGCACCCCAAGGGUCGCGACGUGAACGAAACAGACACAUUCACCUUCUCACAGUCGUUUACCGACCAGAAACUGCGCAUCAAGAUCAACCAGAUCCAACUCAAGGAAACCAAGGAAGAGAACAAAGAGACACACAUCCGGGUGGCGGCGGACCGGCACUACGAGACGCAGGCGGCGAUCGUGCGCAUCAUGAAGAGCCGGAAGAAGAUUGGGCACAACGAGCUGAUUGUCGAAGUCAUCAAAGCCACCAUGACCAGGGGUGUAUUGGACCAGGCGGACAUUAAGCGGAAUAUCGAAAAGUUGAUAGAGAAGGACUACAUGGAGCGAGAAGAGGGCAACACGUACUCCUACGUCGCGUAG